Ostreococcus lucimarinus CCE9901 is the source of this 405-nucleotide messenger RNA. RefSeq lists its product with no specific name. The record is from RefSeq and is a predicted model, not a curated record. The annotation marks the transcript as partial. The transcript has a single exon. Lineage: Eukaryota; Viridiplantae; Chlorophyta; Mamiellophyceae; Mamiellales; Bathycoccaceae.
CGCAGGAUGUUCGAGACCUUCUCCUUCUUGCCGCCGCUCUCCGACGCCGAAAUCUCCAAGCAAGUGCAAUACUUGUUGAACAACGGCUGGACCCCGUGCAUCGAGUUCGAAGACUCCGCGCACGCGUACACCGACGGCCACGGCUGGGCGAACAUGGACACCUCCAUCAACGCCGGUUACUACGACAACCGUUACUGGGUUAUGUGGAAGCUCCCCAUGUACGGCUGCCAAAACCCGGAUGAAGUCAUUGCGGAAAUCAACACCUGCAUCAAGUGCUUCCCGGAAUGCUACGUCCGCGUCGCUGGCUUCGACAACAUCAAGCAAGUGCAAUGCUCCGCGUUCUUGGCUCACCGCCCGGCGUCCGAAGCUGCGUGCGCCGUUGACCAGCGCCAAGUCCAAGGGUAA